CCACAACAACAUCGCCUUGUCUGUCUCAUCUUUCUUGCCCACUUCUUGCAAACAUCACUGCUCUACCGUACGCAUAGUAACAGGCCAACAUGGGAGCCGGUAAGCAUGACACGAUCAGAGCGAACUGGAGAUGUCUCCUCGCUUGCGUGCUGGUGUCCAUGAGCCCGUUCCAAUAUGGCGUUGACUUCGGCUGUAUCGCUGGUAUCCAGGCUAUGGUUGGCUUCCAACAAAUAUUCGGCUACAAGGACCCAGAAAUCCAAACCGGCUACAAUCUGACCCCAGAAGUGCAGCAGCUUAUAGGCUCGUUGAUGACCCUGGGCGCUGUUGUUGCAUCUGGUCUGGCUGGCCCCAUCGCUUGGAAGCUGGGACGCAAGACUUGCUUGUGGUUGGCCUGCAUCCUUUGCUGGGUGUCAGACAUCAUCAUGAUGGCUACCACCAACGUCGGCGGUCUUUACGCUGGCCGUCUUCUCAUCGGACUUGCCAACGGUCUCUUCAUGACCUUCUCCCAGCUCUACAUACAGGAAUGUGCACCUGCCGAGUACCGUGGGUUGAUGCUCUCAGCGUUCCAGUUUUGGACGUCUGUCGGCACGCUCAUUGGCACGAUUAUCGACAACUUCACCGCGCCACUUGGGGGCAAGAAGUCGUAUCUCAUUCCCCUCGGCGUAGUCUAUGCCGUUCCCGUCGUCAUCGCAGUCGGUCUCUUCUUCAUCCCAGAGUCCCCUAGAUGGUUGAUGGAGUCCAACCAGCGAGAGAGAGCACAGAAGUCUUUGAUGUGGCUUAGACCGAACAAGGACGGCAUCGAGAGCGAGCUGUUCGGCAUUCAAGAGGCUAUCGAAGAGGCGAAGGCCAACUCUGGCAAGGCAUUGUUCUUCGAGAUGUUCAGGGGCACUAACCUCCGACGGACAAUGCUUGCUGUUGGUGCUGUCAACACACAGGCUGCAUCGGGUGCGAUGUUCAUGAUUGCGUACGGCACGUACUUCUUCCAGAUUGCUGGUAUCGGCAAACCCUUCCAGAAUUCUGUCAUCCUGGUCACAGUCGGUGUGGUCGCCAUUAUUAUCAACACCUGCGUAAUUACACGCUACGGUCGCCGGCGACUGUUCCUCCUUGUUGGACUUAUCUUCUGCGCCAUUACCAUGCUCAUCUUGGCCGCCGUCUACACUGCCGCGCCGACGUCGCCCACUACUCUCAACCUUAUUGUCGCCAUGAGUGUCAUCUACAUCUUGAGCUACAACGGUGCCAUCUCGAGUUACGCAUGGCUAAGUGGUGGCGAGCUACCUCAACAACGAUUACGCUCCUACACCUUCGGCCUGGCUGCCUCCGUUGGAUUCCUUGGUGCAUGGCUUGCAACAUUUACUGCGCCAUACUUCAUCAACCCUGCCGCACUCGGCUGGGGUCCCAAGUACGGCUACAUCUGGGUGCCGUCCUGCGUGCUUGCCGCUGUUUGGGUUUAUUUUUGCCUACCUGAGGUCAAGGGUCGCACGCUUGAGGAAAUCGACGAGAUGUUCGAGAAGAAACUACCCGCACGAAAGUUCCUUGGCUACGUAUGCACUGGGCGUGCUGCCAUCGAGAGCAUGAACCGAAAUGCCAGCAUGAAUGACGAUGACUCCACCCACAAGAAGCAUGGCGGAGUUGAGACCAUUGAGCAUGUCUAUGGCGAUGAGAAGGCUGUUGCGGCGGCUGUGGAAACCGCCAUCAAUGUUGCUUGAUGCAGCAUUGGCAGUAUUAUCAUCAUUAGUGUGAUGCGUGGUGAAGAGGAAGCUGAUGGGUGUACAUAUCAAGUGCAGGUGGACAAGUAACAGGAAUUUGUAAAUCUAUUGCUCUGUACGUCCCCGGGUAUCAACGCAAAUAAACAGUGCCAUCUGUCGCAUUCACCGUUAUCGGAACUCUCAUAUGCACUCCAGAGGACCAAGACAUUUCG
Molecule: messenger RNA, 1918 nt
Organism: Baudoinia panamericana UAMH 10762
Lineage: Eukaryota; Fungi; Ascomycota; Dothideomycetes; Mycosphaerellales; Teratosphaeriaceae
Exons: 4
Coding region: 90-1706 (538 amino acids)
Biological process (GO): carbohydrate transport; transmembrane transport
Cellular component (GO): membrane
Molecular function (GO): carbohydrate:proton symporter activity
Source: RefSeq, a predicted model, not a curated record